AUGCUCACUCGCAGGCUCUCCACCGCGAGCCUGGCGUGCCGAGCCCGCGUGCAACUCUCCUCGCGGUCUGGCCUCAGCACGCUCCGCCUCGGCCUGUCGCCUCCUCGUCUCAUCCAGCAGAACAGAUCCCGCCGCGGGCUCGACGAGGAGGAGGAGCGCGUGCGCGCCUGCGCCCCGGUCAACGCUGACGAGAUCCUCGAGCUGCGCGCGCUCAACGACGUCUCGAGCGACACGCUCGCGACGCUCGCAGACGUGGCGGGCGCGGGCGCCCGUCACGACGGCGCAACG
This is a messenger RNA of Emiliania huxleyi CCMP1516, 288 nucleotides long. RefSeq lists its product as hypothetical. The annotation marks the transcript as partial. The transcript has 2 exons. Lineage: Eukaryota; Haptophyta; Isochrysidales; Noelaerhabdaceae. The record is from RefSeq and is a predicted model, not a curated record.